Molecule: messenger RNA, 717 nt
Organism: Salvia miltiorrhiza (redroot sage)
Lineage: Eukaryota; Viridiplantae; Streptophyta; Magnoliopsida; Lamiales; Lamiaceae
Exons: 1
Coding region: 1-717 (238 amino acids)
Source: RefSeq, a predicted model, not a curated record
AUGGCCAAGGAUUGCAGCCCCACCAAGCUCAAGCAGCCACUGUCUUACGCAGUGGUAAGGUGGUGGACAACAAAGUGGAAGCCCCUGUGGAAGAACCCCCCAAAGGAAGCCCGCAUGGAGGAGCAAGUAAAGGAGCCACUGCAGCCAAGAGAGGAGGAGAAGGAGAAGGAGUCCGAAGUGAAGCUCCACAAGGCUGUCAAGCCAUAUAAACCACCGGUCCCUUACCCGAGCCGGUUGAAGAAUGAGAAGCUGGACCAGCAAUUCACCGAUUUCUACAACAUGUUGGCAAAGGUGAAUGUGAACUUACCUCUGCUGGAUGUGAUCAGGAACGUCCCAGCAUAUUUGAAGUUCUUCAAGGAGUUGGCCUCCAAGAAGAGGAGGUUCGAGGACAACGAGAAGAUUUUGGUGUCCGAGGUUGCAAACUCCAUAAUGCAACAGCCCUUGCCUCCCAAGCAACGAGACCCAGGUAGUUUUGUGAUUAAUAUUGCCUUGGGAAAUGGUAAGGAGGCCUCGGGGAUGUUAGAUUUGGGGGCUGGAAUCAAUUUAAUGCCUUACUCUAUUUUCAAACAACUAGAGUUAGGAAAUUUGAAACCCACUCGCAUGUAUUUGCAAUUAGCUGAUAGGUCUGUGAGGUAUCUUCGUGGGGUAGUCGAGGAUAUCCUUGUUAGAGUGGGUGGUUUGAUUGUGCCCGUUGAUUUUGUUGUGUUGGAAAUAUGA